This is a messenger RNA of Ooceraea biroi (clonal raider ant), 3432 nucleotides long. Its product is annotated as DDB1- and CUL4-associated factor 8. The record is from RefSeq and is a predicted model, not a curated record. NCBI's taxonomy places the organism in Eukaryota, Metazoa, Arthropoda, Insecta, Hymenoptera, Formicidae. Gene Ontology annotation, cellular component: cytoplasm; Cul4-RING E3 ubiquitin ligase complex. Gene Ontology annotation, molecular function: protein binding.
ACGUACGUACGUACGUACAUGCUGACGACAUUUUAGCAGAUAAUUUCAUUUUAAAAUACGGUACAAGAAUUGCGGAUUUAUGCGUUCACGUCGACAUCCGCAACGACGUUGCGCGAGUCCGAUCAUCACGGAUCGAUCCGGCGAUCGCGAUUCAUAACUGCUUUCUUUUCCGUGCUACUGGCAAAUUCGUUAUCACGAGCGAUAACAAUUUUACCAAAUCGGUAACGACGCUCCUGCGAAUCGAUUCCUCUGAGCAAUCUUACGUAUCUGUCUCCCUUGCAAAAAUCCUACUGUGCCAUACUGUAUCACAUGUCAAUAUUGAAGUGCAAUUUUCUUCAAGUCUUUUUUACGAUUUGAUGUGAUUUAUGGAUAAAAAAGCACAUGAACGAGAAAGAAAAACACGAGUCGUGCGAAUGAUCCUCGUCAACAUAAAUGAGUGCUACACCUUGAGCAAAAAAAGGAAAGAGGAGAAACGCAUUUCUCGAGGUAAUGGAUUCUAUGGAUCAAACGUGUGGCGUCAGGACGAAAGUAAAACAUUCUAGCAGCAAUGAUUGUUCCGUGAACAAUGAAUCGAGGAAGACACAGACAUGUUCCUUUGAGGUGUCGAGCACUUUGGCAACUAUAAGUAGUUCUGACAGCACAUUUGAGAGCGGUGCCUUGGAAAGCGGCACCAGUGGCACAGGUGUGUUUGAAAACAAUCUUGUUUGCGAGGCUACACAGAGUGCACAAAUGUGUGAGUCUAUGGAAUUUUCCAUAGAAAAUGAGGUCAAGCUGGAGGGUGACAAAUGUGCUAAAACUGAUGAGACGUUGAAGAAAGAAAGUGAUACUGGUAACAGACCACAUACUAGUCUGGCCGAUGUAUCAGAAGCGGUGACUUGUCAAGACGAUAGUCUGUCUUCUUCCCAGGACAACGAACCAAUUGUGCAUGCGGAUCAAAGUAAAGUCAAGAGAAGCAUCUCGAAAGGUCAAGCACAUGGCAACAGCGGUACAUCGAUGGAAAGAUUGGACGACAGUUCGGAUGAAGAUUCAAACAAGCGGCAAAAGUUAAAUAAGAGUGCGCAUGAUAGCAGUGUUGAAAAUGCGAGUGACGAUACGAUAACGUUCAGAACCAAGUCAAAGAUGAAGCAACGGAAUUAUCGUAAGAGGCGGAACAUAGCGAGUGACAACGAAGAUAGUUCUGGCAACACCCUGUCUAACGAGACAACGAGAGAAGCCUCUACACUUGACACGGACGGAGGAAACGUUGCAUCCGUCAGCACUAGAAACGAAUCGCCUAGUCAUAACGAUGCGUCAAAGUUGACGUGCUCGUGUAGCUCGGAGACUCGGGCUGGAGACGCGGGAACGACCAACGAUAGAUCUGAACGGAACAAGGAUGAACGAGGUGAUUUGAACGAAUGGAGUACGGCCAGUGAGAAUGAGUGGGACGAGGGAGAGGAGGAUGACAAGAAAGUAGCUCAUUGUCUGGGAAUGAAGCGACCGUUUCCCAACUGGUGCAUAGUGCCAGAAGUUGUAAAUCGCCAAAUAGGUAGUAAUCCAUUGUUCCAAAGAAGAUUUUAUGGUUCUUUACACGCAGUAGAACGGCUCGAGCUCAUGUACAAGCUUGACGAGCAUCAGGGUUGCGUAAACGCCUUAAACUUCAAUCAAAACGGUAAUUUAUUAGCGAGUGCCUCCGACGAUUUGGUGGUUGUUAUUUGGGAUUGGGCCACUGGAAAGAAGCGCCAUCGGUUCGAGAGUGGUCACAUAAGAAAUAUCUUUCAAGCGAAAUGGUUACCAUUAGACCCGGAAUAUCUGAUGGUCACUUGUGCUCGAGAUGGUCAGGUACGUUUACUGGAUCUUCAGCACAAUACGUCAAAGAGGCUGGCCGCACAUCGCGGACCGUCGCAUAAACUGGCUGUACAUCCCGAAACACCUCACGUGGUCUUGUCCGCUGGAGAGGACGCGAGAGUAUUCUCGAUAGAUAUUCGAGAGAGCAAAGUAAACAAGCUGCUGGUAGUGAAACAUGGUACGCUGGAAGUACAACUGUACAGUAUACAUUCUAAUCCCUUUAAUAGUAAUGAAUUUUGCGUCGGCGGCCGUUCCCGUUACGUAAAGGUGUACGAUCGACGGAAAGUCUCGAGACCGCUCUACAAGUUGUGCCCCAGCCACGUGACGGGAAAUAUCGCGCACGUAACGUGCGCCGUCUACAAUUACGACGGGACGGAAAUUCUCGCAUCGUACAACGACGAGGACAUAUAUCUAUUUGACAAAUUCACGUCAUCGUCCGUGGAUAUAGAUAGCGUUCAUAGAUACCAAGGUCACAGAAACAGCGCAACCGUAAAGGGCGUCAACUUCUUCGGACCUAAAAGCGAGUACGUGGUAUCCGGCUCCGACUGCGGUAAUAUAUUCAUUUGGGACAAGAACACGGAAGCCAUCGUGCAGUGGAUGGAGGGAGAUAAGCAGGGAGUCGUGAAUUGCUUGGAAGGGCACCCACAUAUUCCCAUUCUCGCGACAAGUGGAUUGGAUUACGAUGUUAAAAUAUGGGCGCCGUCCUGUGGAAAAUCUCCAAUGAUGAAUUCUUUAGCAGCCUGUAUCAAGCGCAACGCAAACACGAGGAAGGAGGAGAACGAGCCGAACACGUUCAAUGGUCAUGUAUUUUGGAUGUUACUGCGGCACAUCCGCUUCACGGACAGAGUGAAUCCAUACACUCUUUACAACCGCUAUGGUGGAGCAGAAGAGGAACGCGGGGAUGAGCAAGACAAUGAAGAUGAGAACGACGACGACGACAACAACGGUGAUGAUGAUGACGACGACGACGACGACGACGACGACGACGACGCCAAUAACGAUGAUGACGAUGACGACGACGACAAUGACGAUGAAGACGACGACGAUGAUGAUGAUAUUUAUCAUUUUAAUAAUUCGUCGAAUGAUAAUUUGUCGGAAAACAGCGACAGCCACUCGGAAAGUAGCGACGUCGGAAGAAUACAAUGUCCCCCAUCUUAGAGACGCCAUUCAAUUUCGUUCAGUCUCGUGCAAUUUUGUGCUGUUGUGUGAUAACGUUUGCACAAGUUUGUUUCGAAGUAUUAGUUGAUUAGUCGUUUUUGCCAAAUUAUAACUUCUAUCGAAUUAUUGUCAAUAGCGUUUAUGUAGUGGAGUGUAAAAGAAGAAGAUCGCACAUAAAUUCUGUAUUCUGGUUGCUCUUUUUUUUAUUAACUCCAAGUAAUCGAUAAUGUAAACUACGUACACGUAAGUGGUCUAGCGUUGUAUUGUAACUUUUAAAUAUGUAUGUGAUGUUUGAAUAGGUAAACCGCUAAACGGAUACCUAUAUAAAGACUGUACGAUAUUAGGAUAACAACAGGGGAAGAGAGAGAAUGUAAUAUUUUAUAACAGUUGCAUAACGCCAAGGUGUAAUAUCGGUGAAAAAAAAAAACAAAAAAAACGUAUAAAUUUCAA